UCAUCUAUGAAGUAUGCAGUACUACUGCAAGCACAAUCUUCUGCAGAGCUGAACUAUCUUGCAUCAACUUCACUGUCACUUCACCAGAAAAAGAAUUAUUAAAAGUGGAAAAAAAAAAAAACCCCACCUCUGAAUGGAUCCUCUAUCAGCUCUGCGUGACUUCACAAUCCGCGGCGAACUCGACAAGGUCACCCAGACGGAAAAUGAAAUCCGCUUCGGCUCCGACUACACUUUCGCUUCUUCGAUCGAGACCCCUUUUCGUUCCAAACAAGGCAAUCUCUACACUCUCCAAACCCUGGUUUUCUUCAUCAAAAACUACAGUCUCAAGCACACUGAGUACAUCCAGACCGCCCGUGCCCACCGCAUCCCUCCCGUUACUCUCCCUGAUCGCAAACCCCUCUUCGAAUACCUCACCGGUAAAAUCGACUCCUCCGACCAGAUCGAAUUCCACCUCCCCCAAAACCCUAACUCUCUCGAUGGGCCCCACAAAGAAACGUUUACUAACGGCGAUGAGAUUCUGAGGAGCAAUAAUUAUAAUAGCAACAAUGUUACGGCUGUUGAUGACGGAAAAGGUUUUGAAAAUCUUGAAAACGUUGAUUACUUGGCUUUGAUUAGAGCGGCGGAGAAACCGUUGAAGGACCGUGAGCAGUUGUUGGAGUGUAAAAACAGUGAUUUCUAUAGUGUUCUUGUGUCGUCGACGAGACGGGAAGAGGAGAGACAGCGAAUUGAGUCGCAACAGAGGAAGGAUGGGUUAGUGGCGAAGAAUAGGCUAAUGGGAGUUGACGAAAGAGGGCUAGGUUACGGUGGUGAUGAGGGUUUCGAAACAACGCCCAAGCCGAAGAUGUUGCAACUGAAAGGUGGGAAGAUUGGUGAAGGCGUGCCGAUAAUACUGGUGCCCAGUGCGUUCCAAACUUUGCUAACGAUUUACAAUGUGAAAGAGUUUUUGGAAGAUGGGGUGUAUAUUCCUACUGAUGUCAAGGUGAAGAACAUGAAUGGGGUGAGGCCGGAGUGUGUGACAGUGCAGAAGAAGUUUAGUAGGGAUAGAGAUCAGGUGGUGAAGGCGUAUGAAGUGAGAGACAAGCCCUCGGCGUUGAAGGCUGAGGACUGGGACAGGGUUGUGGCGGUUUUUGUGUUGGGGAAGGAGUGGCAGUUCAAAGAUUGGCCCUUCAAGGACCAUGUGGAGAUUUUUAACAAAAUUAUUGGAUUUUUCAUGCGGUUUGAAGAUGACAGUGUGGAGUCUGCAAAGAUUGUGAAGCAGUGGAAUGUAAAAAUUAUUUCUAUUAGCAAGAACAAGCGCCACCAAGACAGAGCUGCGGCUUUAGAGGUGUGGGACAGACUAGAAGAAUUUGUUCGGUCACGGUCUCAUUCCUAAAGAGUGCAGAGUUUGAGAGAAUAUUUGUAUGUAUGCUUCUAUAAAGUCUCUUAGUUGUGACCAACAUUUUUGAUGUAACUGUGAAAUUUGUUAUAAUCUUUCAGAAAUUUAACUCUUUAGUCUCUUUUAGGUUAUGUGGUAAAACGUUUACAAUUAAUGUGGAUUAUUAUCAUACAAAUACUUGUUAUACACUUACUUUAUUUUUU
This is a messenger RNA of Pistacia vera, 1578 nucleotides long. Its product is annotated as protein CDC73 homolog. The transcript is spliced from 3 exons. The coding region runs from base 134 to 1372 and encodes 412 amino acids. Lineage: Eukaryota; Viridiplantae; Streptophyta; Magnoliopsida; Sapindales; Anacardiaceae. Gene Ontology annotation, cellular component: Cdc73/Paf1 complex. The record is from RefSeq and is a predicted model, not a curated record. Gene Ontology annotation, biological process: positive regulation of transcription elongation by RNA polymerase II; transcription elongation by RNA polymerase II. Gene Ontology annotation, molecular function: RNA polymerase II complex binding.